UCUACAAAGUCUAGAUAUUGAAAUGAAGUUGCUUCAAGAGUCGACUGGUAAGAUGAGAGAACUGGAAAGACUCGGACUGGCUCUCGACAAGAAAGUGGCUUGGGUCAAAGGUCAAUCUGAUGCCACCAUUGGGGUGAACUCUCCUCUCACUCCACAAAAGAAAAUCAGUGUUUUCACAACUGGAGAAGCGAAAAACUUUUUCGACGAUAUUUUCCGAAUUCCCCUCGGCUUUGGACCAGACGUUCCCGACCAAACGGAUGGAGAGAGGCGCUUCCGUUUGAUUGGUCUAUUGAAUCCCGAUUAUUGAAGGGGCGGGGAAAUUACAAAGCCACUAAACAGCAUUUCAUCUCAUUUCCAUGUUUUGUACUGAAAAUCAUCAUUAAAUACGGAAAAAUAAGCUGAUUAAUACUGAAGAGAAAAGUCUCUACUUGGAGGCUCUGAUGUACAUGUAUAUACCCUAUGAUUUAUUCAUGAACAUGCAUGCAGUCACAUGUGUAAUGGAAUUCCCCUUACACACAAUAGAGGGUGUGUCUGGCAUGUCUGUGGUGAGGGUAUUCAUAUCAUUCCAAGAAUACCAGCUAGUGAAUAUAAUCAGUGAACCAAUUCUCUGCAGUCUACACACAUCUCUGAGUUCCUAGCAGAAACUAUAAUAUGGGACAGGAACAGUCUGCUGAGGAAAAGGCCGAGGAGUUACAGGUUGCUGCUAGGACUGGUGAUGUCAAGAAAGUGAAGUUCCUGCUGGCAUGUGGGGCCAAUCCUAACCACCACUAUCCAUUACGCAUUGCUUGUUAUAAUGGUCACCUGGAGACAGUGAAGGCACUUGUUGAGGCUGGAGCAGACACUGGGAGAAGGGAUGAUUGGGGCAUGUCUCCAGUUCAUUAUGCAGCCUUGAUGGGUCAUAAGAAGGUGUUGGUUUACUUGAUCAGGGAUUGCAAGUGCAGCGCUGAUGCCAGGGACAAGUACAACAAUACUCCACUCCACGAUGCAUGCUAUCGUGGUCACCUAUAUGUGGUGCAGUACUUGGUGGAGGAGGCCCACUGUGACAUCAAUGUACAGAACAACAGCAACCAGACUGUACUUCAUGUAGCCUGCAAUCGCCCCCUAUCUACAAUAUUAUUUACAAGUAGUAAGAAGCUUGCAUUGGUGAAGUACUUGGUUGAGAAGGCUAACUGUGACAUCAAUGCAACUGAUAAGCGAGGCAAGACACCACUUGACUUAGCUAAAGGGAGUGGUUACGAGGGCAUUGUUGACUACCUCAAGACUCGACAGGAAUCAUCUAGACAAUCAGGAAAAGAUGGUGUUGGGAGUCAAACAGCUGUUCCACUCACACAAGACGAGGCUGAUGCUCUGCAGAAGCUUCUCGAGGGAGCACAAGUCACCAUUGGUCAUCCCAUUGUUGCUGGCACAACCACUCUGGAGGAAGUUCAGCAGCUGCUUACUCAGAGAGGACUGGAGGAUAUGGCCACCAACCUCAGGACAAGACUCAGACAAAGGUCACCAUUUAAGAUUACGACUCAACCCAACGAUAUUUGCUGUAAACCUGGGGAGCAAGCUAAACUAACGAUAUGGACAUCACCAUCUGCUACUACAUAUCAGUGGUAUUUUAGAAAUCAAGCAAUAUCAAAUCCUGACUACAAAGGACAAACAUCUGAAUGUCUCCUCAUAUCAAAGUUCCUUCCCAAGCAUAAAGGUGGUUACUGGUGUGUUGCUGAAGAUGCAUCAGGCACACGUACCACCUCUCGUCAUGCAACACUCACUGCAGAGGGAGAGAAUAUUGAAAAACCAGAACUACAAUUCAUAGGGAAAAUGUUGGAAAAAUCUGCAAUUGACUUUGGCAACUACGGGAUUGAGAAGGAGCACCUACUCAAUGGUGAGAGUGAUGUGACUUAUGAAGAGAUGGAGUUUGUAAUGAAAUUGAAUCCAAGUACACAAGUCCUGUCCAUCAACCUAAAGCAGGAAAUCACAUCAAGACUGAAAGAGGAGCAACUCUAUGCCAAAGCCAUAAAAAAGAAGGUCUCCCUUACCUACACCAAAAUCCUUGCCCUAGGCCCAGGCCAGGUUGGAAAGUCUACUUUUAUUCGCAGAUUGUUGGGAAUAAUGGAAGGAAACAUCCUAACAUCUCCUCCAGAAACACAGCCUCAAUCUAGUACCGGUAUUUCAGAGUCGAGAGAAGCUUGUAUACAGUAUAGAAGAGUAACUUGUGCUGUUACUAAGGAAAAAAAGUGGCGUGUUUUACAACAUGAGCUACAGAAUCAACUAAGUAGCCUAAUGUCACUAGUAGUGAAGCAGUCUCAGCAAAGCCCACAACAUGAAACUACUCAAUCAUCUCAAAAUAAUAGGCAAAGAUCCAGCAAGAUUGAAACUGUAGCUAAAGAAUCGCUGGUUCAAGUGACUAAAGACAAGAAACAUGAUCUAGUAUUAUCUCCUGGUAAUGAAGGUGCUGGAUUUCAAACCUUGAAAUCGUUUCCAGUUACUACUACUCCGCAAGAGCCAAUUGCUGGCAGACAAAUUCAAAAAUUGUUGCCAGUUACUAUUCAAGAGCCAAUCGCUAUCCGACAAAGUGCAUUGAUGCCUAGGGAAUCAGAUAUUGAUAAAACAAUUCGAGAAUUCAAAGAACUAAAAUAUGAAUGCAGUCAUAGACUACAUGCAGUGGAAUAUGAAAUGCUCUUUAAUAUAGCUGACAUUGGUGGCCAACCAGCAUUUCUAGAAAUGCUACCGUCUUUAACUAUAGGGCCAGCUCUGUACCUUUUGUUUAUUAACCUUAAACAAGAUCUAAGUUUAAGAUACAGUGUGCCGUUCAAAUGUAAAGACUCAAAAACAAAUCUUUGUAAAGAUUACUCCUAUACUUCAGAAGAAGUAUUAUUUUCGGCACUUUCAAGCAUUGCUUGCUUUGGACACCCAGAUGAGCAAGUUGAACAGUAUGUUCAGAAACCAGAAUCAGGUGAUAAAGAACGGAAAGAUUCUCUUGCAUUACUUGUGGGAACUUUUCUUGAUGAAGUUAAAAAUAAAGAAAUAGAAUUAACUAACCAGCAGUUGAAUGAACGACUAAAAGGCACAGCAUUUUAUACUGAAGGGCUUGUUCACAGCAAAAGCUUCAGCUUACUAGUGAACAAUAUGAGUGCAGACGAUAGUGAAAUAGAAGAUCACAGAAAUCAACUAGAAACAAUACUCACUGAAAAGUUUCGAAAGUAUGAAAUUCCAACACAAUGGUUAAUGCUCAGCAUCUGUCUUAAGCUUCUUGCUAGAAACCAAAACAAGUAUCAUGUUUCCUUUAAUGAUUGCGUCUUGUUGGGGGAGUAUUUGGGUAUGAACGAAGAGAUGGUGAGUGUUGCCUUGCAAUUUCUCCACAAAUACAUUGGGCUUGUUAUGUAUUUUCCUCGGCAUGAAAACCUGAAAAAAAUCGUAAUAUGUGAUCCCCAAGUAGUAUUUUCAACUAUCAGUGAACUAAUCUUUAAUAUUUACGAUCACAACAAGAAUCAAGUUAGCGAGGCACAGUAUGACCGCUUUGUGGAAACUGGAUGCUUUUCACCUCAAGAUAUCAUGCUAACACAUGUGAAAAAAGAUAAGAAGCUUCUUUCUAUUACCACUUUAGUUGAUCUACUAGCGUACUUAAGCAUUGCUGCUAAAGUUCCCGUAUCUUCUGGUAAGGACGAGGUGUUGUAUUUUCUGCCUGCGGUUCUUCAAACUGCUGAAACAGACUCUAUUAAACGAAAGCAAAAAGGAGGAAACGACGAAUUGCUUCCAGAACCAAUCUGCAUUCGAUUCAAAACAGGAUAUAUACCUUUAGGAUUUGUGUGUGCUUUAGUUGCAAAUCUUACCGCUGAAAAAAAAUUCGAUCUACUUUUUGACGAAAGCAACAAGAUCUACAAGAAUAUGAUUCAAUUUCGAUUCCAAGGUAUAAUCAAUGUCACUAUAAUUUCUUUGCCAAGAUAUUGUGAGUUCCGUGUCACUAGGCAGCUCCCAGAUGAUGAUGUCAUUGAGUUUUGGAGUGAGGAUGGUUGUCCUCUUAUCAUGGAAACUAUACGUACAGUUGCCAAUAAAGUUAUUCAAUCUUUGCAGCAUGGCUUGCGUUCAGUGAAAAAUGAUUCUGAAAUAUAUGAUUUUGCUUUCCAUGCGCAUUGCCAAAGGAAUUCCGAUGCUGACUUUGGACAGGAAUGUCUUGCUAAACUUAACUAUGAUGAUUCCUAUCAAGGGAUUGACUUAGACAAAAAUAUUCCGGAUAAGGUUAUAUGCACAAAAUGUAAAACUGCUAUUCCACUAACUCCCGAAAUGAUGGUAUGGUUUGGUAAGGUUCCAAGCACUCCUCUAAGAAUUUGCGAGCAACCUGCUCGAAAAGGAAAUGACAUAAGUAUACGUGCUGAUGGAGUACGACCACUAACAUAUAAAUGGCUUAUAGGUGGGAUAAAGCUCUGUGAUGGUGACGACCACGACUAUGACGGCUAUACAACAGACAGUCUUAUCAUUAAAGAUAGCGAUUUACUGUCGGAAGGUCUUUUCAAAUGCCAAGUAAAAGACAGAUUUGGCAUCUGUGUUGAAUCUGAUGAGCUUGAUCUCUUUGAAGAUCAGCUCAGAAGAACUUGGAAAUUAAAAAAAUCAGAAAUCAAAAAAUUAAAGAAAAAAGGAUUUGCAAGUAUCAGAGAACUGAAACGUCUCCAGCUUAACACGCUGGACUUUAACGAGGGUGAGAAGGAAAGGAUGAGACCACUCCUUGCUUCUCUUCAGACAAACAAAUCUGACAGUUCUUCAGCUUCAGGUAAAUUAUCUGCUGGAACAAGUAAAGAGUCAAAAUGUAAUAGUACCGAAUUCAUUGUGAAGACGCCAUCAUUAGACGAAGGGUCCCUGUCAUCAGAAAGGCUCCAAUACUCAGCAGAUCCAGUCCAAAGAGUAGAAACUACAAUAUCAUCAUCAGCUGGUGGGGACAGUCAAGUCCGUACUAGAAGAGGACCACCCUCUAAUCGAGUCGCUCUCCAAGAACUAAUGAGGCGAUACAAACUGACUGACGAGCAACUCAAUAGUGAAAUAAGGAACUCCGAUUGUUCAUACCUGGCAAUAUAUUUCGAUGAUGUGGAAAUUUAUUCAAAUGUCAUGGAGCUAGCUUCUGCUGAACAAGCUGACGUGAAGAGGUUAUGCCAUAGCGAAGGAACUCGAGCAGCCAUGGUGAAGUGUUUGAAAAUCUGGAAAGAACAUAAUUCUUCUCAAGCAACUUACAGAGCUCUACUGGAUAUUGCACUGAGUUUGGGGAAAGGAGACACAGCUGAUAAAAUCUGUCGGCAAUUGACCCAAUAUCGUACACUGGACAUGAAGUGAUUACACAUGCAGUGUGUUGGAUUGUACAAAUACUCUAGAAAUUGCAUGUGACGUGUAUUUAUAGUUGAAAAUAGUUGAAAUAGUUGUUCAUUUUUAGAAGUUUAAUUAUUCUUAUGGCACAAAGGUGUUGGACUAGCUGUGUAGCUAUAAUUAUAUUAAUUUUAUGUGUAUUAGUA
Molecule: messenger RNA, 5483 nt
Organism: Halichondria panicea
Lineage: Eukaryota; Metazoa; Porifera; Demospongiae; Suberitida; Halichondriidae
Exons: 19
Coding region: 652-5307 (1551 amino acids)
Molecular function (GO): protein binding
Source: RefSeq, a predicted model, not a curated record